Gasterosteus aculeatus aculeatus (three-spined stickleback) is the source of this 1668-nucleotide messenger RNA. NCBI's taxonomy places the organism in Eukaryota, Metazoa, Chordata, Actinopteri, Perciformes, Gasterosteidae. The record is from RefSeq and is a predicted model, not a curated record.
CUCUCCCACUGCCACUGCGACGUCACCAACGGCUACAAGAAGAAGAAGAACGUGUUCACCCUCAAAACGAAGGACGGCAGUGAGUUUUUGUUCCACGCAAAAGACGAGGAGGACCUGAAGGUUUGGGUGGGCAACAUCACCGGCAGCAUCACGGAGCACGAGGACAUCGCCAAAUGGGGGCAGCCCCAACCAACUACCUCAUCCACCGACGAGGGCACGCGGCAAGACGGCAGCAAGGCGGAAAACCGGUCAGAGCGAGGCGGUGAGCGCUCGGACCGCGGCGACCGGAUCGAGCCGGCGGAAAACGAGACGGAGAAGGAGAAGGAGAAGGGCGAGCGAUCGGAGCGGGGAGGGAAGUCGGACUCUAAGCGCUCGGAAAAGUCCGGUAAGAAAAAGUGAGCCGUGUGACGGAAUCGGUCGGGAUUGAACCGUACGAACUCCGGAUCGGAGGCGGGGCCGUAGACUGGUAGUGCAACGCCCCACACCGAUCCCUCACCCCGCCCUUCUCUCCGUCUCCGGCGCUGUCAACAAAAAGCGGAUGAGAAGUGACGCGCGGGUCAGAGGGACAGACCCGGGCUUUUACUCGUAAGACGGACAGGACGGUUUCGGAGCAGGAGACAUCUCUCUCUCUCUCUCUCUCUCUUUCCUUCUUCUGUGUCUCUGUGAGAACACACAGUCGCUGAGGCUCCGCCCCCGCCCCCUCUGGUGGCUGUUUCGGGGAACUGCAAGAGAGAGGGAGAGUUUUGCGCUGCCGAAACGCCCCAAACACAGGGGUCCGGGUGGGGUGGGGGGUGUUAACCGCGCACGUUAGAGGGACGGGACGGGCGUCGCGUUGACUCGGAGGCUGCUCUGAAAGCCGUAGCUCAUUCUGUUCCAUGUUUGUUUGUCUUUCUACGAGAUGAGCUGUACCCAUAUGUAUUCUCGUCCGUCUGUCCUAUCUACUGUAUCUAUCUGUUAGUUGAGACACCCUCCUCUUUGUCUUAUUACUCCUUGGAAAGACAAUGGAAAUUAUGCCAAAAUGUUUUACAGACAAAUUUAGAGAAUGUUUAUUUUUUUGCAUUUUUCCUCCUCAAUGAUUUAUCUGUCUAGGAGGUCUGACUGUGGAAAAGAAAAAAGUGGAUGUGACUCUGGUUUUACUUUGAUAGCAAACUGGAAGCACAUUAAUCAUAGAUGAGGCUACGCUGACAAAUGUAUCAUUUAAGACAAGAGAAGAGUAGAUGAGAUCAGAACAAAUAGGGGAAAUGUUUGUCAUGAAAAAACAUCAAAAGGCUUGAAAUCCUUGAAAUUAGCUUAAAAUGUUGAAAAGUCUGCCUGACAAGCAGCUUCCCGUCACCUCUAUAGCAUUCAUUUAGGAUUUUAAAGAUCUUCUCCUUAAGAUGUGUUCAGGGCCGAGGAGUCACAAGGUGAUUAACUUAUUAAGUCCCUCCACAAUACGGUCACUGCAGAAGGCUAAUUUCUAAAAAAUAUACCUAAAAAUACAUGUACAGUAUGUAGAGUUCUUGGAUCCGUAAUCAGAAAGAGAUCAGACUCAUUUAACGGUAGUCUGGCUCCUUUCGUUUUACUCUUGUUUUUAUUCACACAUUACAUUACAUUACAGGUCAUUUAGCAGACGCUUUUAUCCAAAGCGACUUACAUUACACUUUAAACCCGUGGCUUUUCACAUUUUUG